AUUAUCAUAUCUGCUUUACUUGGACAGCAACUGCUUGAAAAUAUAAGUAGAAACCCAGUUAUGAAUGUUUAACAGUUUAAAUAAUGGCUGUCAAUGGCUUAAGUAUUAUACCAGAAAAUGGCUGGAAAUACCUCCAUGACAACCGUUACGCAGGCUACCAAAUCCACUUGACUAAUAGAAAAGAGAAUAGUGAUUGUGAAAAUAAAGUUGAGUAUGUCCAGCAACUAUUUCAACGAGAUCUGGUACCAGGCGCAGCAUGACUGUGAACAACUGGCCAUUAUCGACUACGAGCGACAACAUCAGAAUGUGGAUACCACCGUAGCUACCAUCAGUGGAGUUACGGGAGUUGUGUCUAGCUCUGUGGCUGCCGCAGCAGAAUCGAAGUCCCUGCUGCAGGCGAGUAUCUAUGAAUUCUAUUUGCGGUACAUAUGCCUGAGCAAUCGAUUGGAGGAGGUCUACGAUAACAUGAUUCAGCCUCAAAAACGUGAACUGGUGCGCAAGCUUUUGGACGCUUGUCUGGGACGUGUGGUGGAGCUGAAGCAUGAUCUGGUCAAUAUUGAUCUUAUGGAGUUUAGCUACAACGAUGAGGUAGUGGAGCGUCUGCGCCUGACACCCAUGGAAAUGGAACUGCGCAUUCCACGUUACUUUCUGCGCGAGCGUGAAGAGGAGCUGGAACUACGGAAGCGCACGAUGCACGAGCUUCUGAUUAAACUGGGCUGGCUAGAGGAGCAUCCACUAGAGGAGCCGCUCACCGAGAUAGAGGCAAUAAGACUGUUGCAGAUGCACGAGCGUGCCCGCCAAGGUCGCCUCCGAGCCCACUUUAUGAAGGAAAUUCGAAAGGAAAAGGGCAAAUCGGAAGACCGCACCGAUAAGGAACGCACUGACUCCGGCUUAAUGGCUGCCAUGAAGAUACAGAAAAUGUGGCGCGGUCAUACGGCUCGCCGAAUAACACGACGCCGCAAGAUGGACGAGAUGAUAUUGAUUGGCAUGGUGCCACCACCAGCCUCUGUGCUCAAGGAACGUAGCGAAAGGUUUGAGCGGAACAACGAGACGGACGUUCGGCGAAGACAUGUGGCACAAAAAAGCUAUGCGGCACAGUUCGAAGCACGACAGUUAGCCAUACAGGAGGAGAUUAAGCUGAAGCAUGGUGCCACCAUGAAAGAGGACAUUGCGGAUGAGAUUCGAGCCUGGAUCAAGGAUUGCUAUGACAAGACGGGCAAGCUGCCGGAUUUUCCUUCUGAGGAUCAAGGCGGCUCGCUACACAUCUUCAGUCGGCCGGGUACCGAAAGCGAACACAGUCGCUCUUCCGCGCGCUCCUCCAAAGAAUCGCGCAAGACCAAAGACAAGUCCAAGUCUCCAGCACGUAGUGGAGAUUUGAAUGUUAACGACAAUCAGGAAGAGGACGUUAACUUUCAACCAGCUGCAUCAGUUUGCCUGCCCGAUAUACGCGCCGAAAUUGAAUUCUUCAAUGAUACCUGGCGCGACAAGGAUGAGACGGGAGCACUCAGCCAAGCGGCCUACAAGGACAUGAUUUAUGCAGAAAAGUAUCAGGAAGUGGAGCUGCAGUUUCGACGCGCCGUGGACGAUGUAAUGCGCCAGGAACUGGAGCUUCUGCAGACAAUGGUAGGAAAAAAGGUAAAGAAGAGUAAUAAAAAGACACGACGCUCCGGCAAAAAGAGCAAAAAGAAGAAGGAGAAGGAUCUGACACCCGAUCGUACAAUCGAAUCCUUGUACGAGGAGCUGGUCACCAAUGGCAUCAUACGUAAAUAUCCGGAAAUUAAAUUAAAACAGUUUCUGGGCGACAAGGCGCUGACCGCACGCAAUGGAACUAAUCCCUCUCCAGGUGACAUACGUCAGGUGCUCACCGAAUACUGCAUUCUGCCGCUCGGCUCUGAGGCAAUACACAACUGUACGCCGCUUAUACGUUCCGUACUGCUAGCUGGUCCGCGCGGUUCCGGCAAGAAGGCGCUGUUGCAUGCCAUUUGCACGGAAGUUGGCGCCGUUCUCUUUGACCUAACGCCAGCUAACAUUGUUGGCAAAUAUCCGGGUAAAUCGGGUCUAAUCAUGCUGAUACAUCUAGUGCUCAAGGUAUCCAGAUUGCUUCAACCAGCUGUUAUUUAUAUGGGCGAUGCAGAGCGUCCUUUUAUGAAGAAAAUACCCAAAACGGAUCGCACCGAUCCCAAGCGUUUGAAAAAGGAUUUACCAAAGAUGAUCAAGAAUAUUGCCCCCGAGGAUCGAGUUUUAUUUGUGGGCACUACAAGUUUACCUUGGGAGGCGGAUCAAAAAUUCCUGCAAUCGGUUUAUAAUCGUUUCAUCUAUAUUCCGCGUCCAGAUUAUGGCGCCAUGUCGCAUGCCUGGAAAACGCUCUUACACGAAUACUCUGGUGGCAUUUCCAACUUGGAUACCAGUGCCAUGGCCAAAAUAUCGGAUGGCUAUACCAUAGGCGCAAUUGAUGCUUGUCUGCGCGAGGUGAUGACCUGCAAACGUAAGCUACAGCUACGAUCACAGCCUCUAACCAAUGCAGAGCUCAUUAAUGUGCUCUGUUCUCGAGAUCCCGUCUAUCGUGAGGAGGAGGAGGCUUUCGAAUCGUGGUGGUCUAAAACGCCAUUGGGUCGACGCCGUCAACGUUUUCUGGAACUUGAAGAAGAACGCAUGAUCGAGGAACAGGCACAGCAGGCCAAGCAGGGCAAUGGCAACAAGAAGAAAGGCCUUAAUUAAGCCUUUGAAGAAAC
This is a messenger RNA of Drosophila hydei, 2732 nucleotides long. Its product is annotated as dynein regulatory complex protein 11. NCBI's taxonomy places the organism in Eukaryota, Metazoa, Arthropoda, Insecta, Diptera, Drosophilidae. The coding region runs from base 214 to 2718 and encodes 834 amino acids. Gene Ontology annotation, molecular function: ATP binding; ATP hydrolysis activity; protein binding. The transcript is spliced from 5 exons. The record is from RefSeq and is a predicted model, not a curated record.